GGCAGCGCGGGAUAACUGGAUGGCCACAGGUAGAGAGUCGGAUACAGUGAUGGAGGUCGGUGGUGUAGUCUCUGCAUUUUCCACUUAGUGUACAGUGAAACGUCCAGUGUGCUCUAAUUCGGUCCGGAUAUACAUACUCGAGUGCAAAGAACUCCGGAGUGCUUCGCCCUGCCAAGUUCGACGAGCGGAGGGCGGUGGUUGUAGAUCUCUGACAUCCAGCCAGGUCGGCCAGCAGAGCGAAGGUUCCAUCACUGGCCACUUCGGACCGUGGAGAGUGUGCCAGAAUGACCCGUAUCCCAUCUGCAGGACCCACUCUUCCAUUCUCCAGCCGACCUGGGCGUCGCAAGUGGCCGGCGCAGGAUCGGCGGCCUGCACGUGCCUCCUCGGGUUAGCGCUGUUCAUGUGCCCGCUGCUCGUCGCCAUGCACGUGACGGCCACCAAGACGCUGGUCAAGUUCAGGCACGCCACGCUCGUCAAGAUGGUCUGCACGGCGACGUCAGUGCUGUGUGCCGUGGCGAGCGUCCUCUUCUUCCUGCUGGAGGUGUUCGUGUUCCGGGUGGGGCACCAGUCCGGCCUCUACGUGACGCUCAACUGGGCCUUCUACCUGCAGUUGCUGGCGCUGCUGGUCGGAAUGUGACCCCACGGUGUACAGACGCGACCCCGAGGGCAUCGCCGCCACCACCAUCUCCAACCCGUACGUCGUGGAGCCUCGCAACGGCCACGCUCAGGGCAACAGCCACGGCCGCCAGGGAAGAACCAGGAGCUCCGGCAGAGGCGGCGGCGGCCUCCACCAAAACUCGAACGGGGUCAAAAUGACGGGGCUGAGCGGCCAGCCCUACAUGGUCACCGGCAACGGGACCAACGGCCACAUCAGCCACAGGAACGGCGUGGUGGCCUUCGACCCAAACAGGGCGCCCGGGAGGUCCUCGCUGAGAAGACCGAAGCCCCAGCCCUCCGAGGACACCACGGACUCGUCCCUGGGCAUCGAGAACCUGGCCUUCAAGCAGUCGAGUCCCACGCCCAAAAAGAAGGUCCGGAUCCACACCCAGUCCACGCCCGUGUGAAGGGCCGUCGCCAGCCACCUCUGCCGUUCUCGCGAUGAGCUGCUGUGCCGACGAGUGCUGCGAGUUGCAAAGUGUAAUAAACUGUUAUAAAAGUGACGUGUCUGAACGAGAACAAGAAACACCUGGAGAACAGUGUGAUGACAUCAGGUGGGUUGUACUUUCUCGAAGUGAAAUUACUUAAACUUUAGGUUGUAAACACCUAUACAAGUUCUCGUAGACCCAACUUGUUGGAAAAUAGGAUAAACAAAGAAAAUUAUUUUUAUAAUGUUAGCAUACGGAGAUUUGACGCCAUUAUAUUAAGUGGUGUAAUAUCCAAUUGCUUCGCGUACACCUGUCGCUCAAUUACAAAACAAGAAAAAGUAGCAGAAAUUCAUGACUGCCAGCAGCGUGUCCUCUGUCAUGUAUAGUUGUCAGUUUUUAUGGCAACAAUGGCAACGGAAAUACAAAUUGCCCAGUGCUAAUUGUCUGUGUGAGUGAUGUGAUCUGGAAGAUAUCCUCUUGCGUAGUGCUAAUUUCAAACACAAUGCCCAGUGUGGUCGUUAGGUGAUUCCCUCUCCCAGUGCAGUCUAGAGCGAGCGACAAAAGUGGGAUGAGUCUUUGUUGAAUGAUUAGGUAAAUUUAUGAUGGAUAACGAACACUAGUUCUGAAAAGGGGGGAUUCUAUCUUUUUGGUUCAGUCCAAUCAAAAAGACCGUAAUGUGAAUUAAACGUUUGCACGUUUAAUAGUUAAAUACGGGCAAAUUCAUUCGCG
Penaeus monodon (black tiger shrimp) is the source of this 1814-nucleotide messenger RNA. RefSeq lists its product as uncharacterized. The record is from RefSeq and is a predicted model, not a curated record. NCBI's taxonomy places the organism in Eukaryota, Metazoa, Arthropoda, Malacostraca, Decapoda, Penaeidae.